UGGUUAGUGGAGCAUCGAGAAUGCCUUUCACCAGACGACCCUUGCAGACCACCAUCACCUUCGUGGCGCUGAAUGGUGUGCUUUGCCUGAGUUUGGGUCCUAUUUACGACUUUGUUUGCGACCUCCCGUACUGGGCCCGCCGGAGGGAAAGACUCAGGCAGGAGCGAGAGCUUCAGGUUGCAGGAGUGUCUCAAGGCGCACUCCCAUCCGAGAAUACCCAGAGCUGAUAUGAAAUAGGGAUGAGACUCUAGAGAGGAUCAGGAGCAAAAAGAAAUGUAGGGCAAGCUUUUUAUUAAGAAAGAUGAAGUUGGGUGUGAGAUGGAAGUCCCGAGAGGCAGCUGCAGUUGCCUUGGAGGAGCCCAUCUCCAGUUUAUAUAAAGAGUUGCGGGAGUGGAAGUCUGUAGAAGGUCUCCUCGUCCAUUCAUCCGUAAUUUUGAGUAUCGAUUUUGCCAAAGCGCAAAUCCUCAAUCGCGCAUGCUUCGGCAAACCAAUAUACUGUGCUACCUCACCACAGGACUCUGUUCCAACAACUGCUACUCGCGCGCCUAGGUUGCUUGAAGUGAACGCUGAACUUGAGGAUGUGCGAAUGUUCCAACUGGGAUUGGAGGAGGCUUUCUUUCUUACUUCUGAGUUAGAGUGCAUAUGUAUUUGCAGGCAGAUACCCGAGGGGCGUGUGGUUCUCUCUAAGGAAGAAGUCUGGAGGUGCAUGCAAGCUAGCAAGCCAGAAUUUGGGCAACUUUACAUAGCCUACGCCCAUUUACGUGCUAAACAGUGGGUAGUGCGUUCUGGCAUUCAAUAUGGUGCAGACUUCAUGGCUUACCGUCAUCAUCCUGCUCUAGUCCACUCAGAUUAUGCCGUCAUAGUGAUGGUAGAAGGACACGAGGAAAGGAUGAAGACAUGGACUGAAAUGCAAGCUAUGAACCGUCUGUGUGGUAGUGUUGCCAAGACACUGUUGCUGAUUCAUUUCAUUCCGAAGAGGGAGGGUAUAGAUUUGUCAAGUCCACUCUGUCAAGGGGACUUUGUAGUGGAGGCUGUGGAGGUUCGGCGAUGGUUACCAGAGAAGAGUCGUGAAGAGAGUGAUGCAUCUGUCAAGCCGGUGUUGAAUUUUGCCAUCAGUUAGUUCAGGGUCUAGAUAGAGGAAAUGUAUACGUGUUUUUGGCUUUGUGGCAUUGUUUUCCUUACUGCAAUAUAAACUAGCUCUUUGUGAUCUAGUAGCCUAACUUGGACACAAA
Physcomitrium patens is the source of this 1232-nucleotide messenger RNA. Its product is annotated as tRNA-splicing endonuclease subunit Sen2-1. Gene Ontology annotation, molecular function: nucleic acid binding; tRNA-intron lyase activity. The record is from RefSeq and is a predicted model, not a curated record. Gene Ontology annotation, cellular component: cytoplasm; tRNA-intron endonuclease complex. Gene Ontology annotation, biological process: tRNA-type intron splice site recognition and cleavage; tRNA splicing, via endonucleolytic cleavage and ligation. Lineage: Eukaryota; Viridiplantae; Streptophyta; Bryopsida; Funariales; Funariaceae.